Molecule: messenger RNA, 1441 nt
Organism: Hibiscus syriacus
Lineage: Eukaryota; Viridiplantae; Streptophyta; Magnoliopsida; Malvales; Malvaceae
Product: oligouridylate-binding protein 1-like
Exons: 13
Coding region: 60-1412 (450 amino acids)
Cellular component (GO): cytosol
Molecular function (GO): mRNA binding
Source: RefSeq, a predicted model, not a curated record
UUUUCCUUCAAAAUUUCCUUUAUAUUUUAUUGCUUUAUAAAAGGUAAAGUUUAAAGAAGAUGCAGCAGCAGCAAAAGCUAAAGCAGCAACAAGCUCUGAUGCAACAAGUUCUGUACCACAAUCCUGGUUUCUUGGGCGGUCAUCAGAUAGAACCUAUCUUGAGUGGAAACCUUCCUCCUGGAUUUGAUGCAGCUACUUGCCGCAGUGUGUAUGUGGGAAAUAUUCACCCCCAAGUCACGGAACCCCUUCUGCAAGAAGUCUUCUUGAGUACUGGUCCUAUUGAAGGAUGCAAACUUAUUAAAAAGGACAAGUCAUCCUAUGGUUUUGUGGACUACUUUGAUCGCAGAUCAGCUGCCCUUGCAAUUGUGACUCUUAAUGGAAGACAUCUGUUUGGGCAACCUAUUAAAGUUAAUUGGGCUUAUGCUAGUAGUCAGAGGGAGGAUACAUCAGGUCAUCACAACAUUUUUGUUGGUGACCUUAGUCCCGAAGUUACAGAUGCUACUUUGUUUGCAUGUUUUUCUGUGUACUCUAGUUGCUCGGAUGCAAGGGUCAUGUGGGAUCAAAAAACUGGGCGUUCUAGAGGUUUUGGCUUUGUUUCUUUCAGGGACCAGCAGGAUGCCCAAAGUGCAAUUAAUGACUUAAAUGGGAAGUGGCUUGGAAGUAAACAGAUCCGAUGUAAUUGGGCUGCAAAAGGUGCCACUUCAAAUUAUGACAAAUUAAAUUCAGAUGCCAAAAGUGUUGUAGAUCCAACAAAUGGAACCUCUGCAGAAGGUCAUGAGAAGACUAAUGAUGAUGCUCCUGAAAACAAUCCUCAAUAUACCACUGUUUAUGUUGGCAAUCUUGCCCCAGAGGUUACAUCAGUUGAUCUUCACAGGCUUUUCCAUGCCCUUGGAGCGGGAACUAUCGAAGAUGUUCGUGUGCAACGAGAUAAAGGCUUUGGCUUUGUAAGAUACAGUUCACAUACUGAAGCAGCUUUAGCCAUACAGAUGGGAAAUGCCAGAAUUCUAUGUAGUAAACCAAUUAAGUGCUCAUGGGGUAGCAAACCUACUGCAGCAGGUACAAGCUCGACCCCUCUGCCUCCACCAGCUGCAACACCUAUGCCUGUUUUUUCAGCUGCCGACCUUGCUGCCUAUGAACGGCAGAUGGCAAUGAGUAAAUAUAGCGGUGCGCCCUUAAGCAGGCAGCCACGGGAAUGGGUGCAGCUGCAGCUGGUCAAGCAAUCUACGACAGUGGAUACCAAAACGUUGCAACAACCCAGCAGCUUAUGUACUACCAGUAAUCGGAGGGAUCCUGCUCAUGGCUGCACAGGGAGAACUCUGUAUUUGGAGAACCGUCGUAGGAUGCUUCUGCUGUUUUCUUUUUCUUUUUCUUGUUUUUUGGCUAGACAGCUAAAUUCCCUGUUUGUACCUUAAUCCCAUGUGUACUAAACUCAUUCCUUGGC